GCAACUCCUCCCUCUUCAGAUUUACCGCUGCAGUCCAAGUUUGUUAGCUUGCAAGAGCUCCUGGUUGAUUCGGAAUGGGAACGAACGCGUAAGGUACAGCCGGCUGUGUCAGCACCCGGUGUCUCUUUUGACGAUAAUCAGCAUAUGUCGAUUAGGCCUACCAUGUCAGAUUAGUCCGUACAUCUGCCAUGCUGACAUCCUCUUGAUUUGACUAACUACACCGCUACCUCGAUCGACUCUUUAUUUUAACUUUUGAAGUACGGAGAACAAGAAUACGUGAGUGUUUGGAGCUAGCGUUGGCUAAUUCUUGAUAGCGCAAGUAGGCUUCCAUCGUCGCUUCUGUUUGUUGAAGUUAUCCCGGUUUUAGUUUUACCUCGUUUUGAUUAAUGUCGGAAACGUGGACGCGACAAGGAGGUCUUGAUAUCACUACAUGAUAACUGCUCCGACUCAAGGAGUUAGUGAGAACAGUUGCAUUCCCAUGGAGUAGCAUAAAGAGAGCCUCGACUCAAAGGAUAUCCUGCGCCCCGUCCAGAAACCCUCCCGCUCCGGCUGCCUCGUACAACCAUGACCCUGGGGACUGUAGCCUCCACUCGGAGCUCGGCACCAGGCUGCUUCUGCUCCUGUUGUGGGGCAAAAAUGGUGCCAUACUUCUCGGAGAACGCCGUUGUAUCUCAGAACCAGAUUAACCAACUCAUCAGUGAAAACUUCCUGACUGUAAAAGGUGCUGCCCUCUUCCUGCCACGCGGAAAUGGGUCCUCACCAUCACCAGUGCCCCGCAUCGCACAGCGGCGGAACAAACACACAGGUGACCUCCAACAGCAUCUACAGACAAUGUUCACCCUGUUACGGCCAGAAGAUACUAUCCGGCUGGCGGUGCGUCUGGAGAGUGCCUAUCUCCAGUGCACACGCUAUAUGGUGGUGGUGUCCACCAACGGUCGGCAGGACACCGAGGAGAGUGUCGUGCUGGGCAUGGACUUCAGCUCCUCAGACCGUGUAUGCACUGUUGGGCUGGUGCUGCCUCUAUGGAGUGACACUCUGAUACACUUGGAUGGUGAUGGUGGGUUUAGUGUGUCCACCGUCAACAGGGUCCAUGUCUUCAAGCCAGUCUCUGUCCAGGCCAUGUGGGCGGCGUUGCAGUCCUUACACAAGGCGUGCGAGGUGGCACGCUGUCACAACUACUACCCGGGCAGCCUCUUCCUGACCUGGGUCAGCUACUACCACAGCCGCGUGGCCUCGGACCAGGUCUGCAUCAACGAGUGGAACGCCAUGCAGGACGUGCAGUCGCACCGCGCCGACUCCCCCGUGCUCUUCACCGACGUGCCCACGGAGCGGGAACGCACAGAGCGCCUGAUCAAAAUGCGCCUCCGAGAGAUCAUGAUGCAGAUGGACCUGGAGAAUGUCACUUCCAAACAGAUCCGCACAGAGCUGGAGAUGCAGAUGACGUGUAACCUCCGUGAGUUCAAAGAGUUUAUCGACAACGAGAUGAUCGUCAUCCUGGGCCAGAUGGACAGCCCCACUGAGAUCUUUGACCAUGUAUUCCUGGGUUCUGAGUGGAACGCGUCUAAUCUGGAGGAACUGCAGAACAGUGGGGUCCGCUACAUCCUGAACGUGACAAGGGAGAUUGAUAACUUCUUUCCUGGCCUGUUUGAGUACCACAACAUCCGUGUGUACGACGAGGAGGCUACCAACCUCUUAGAAUACUGGAACGAUACCUUCAAGUUCAUCUCGAAGGCCAAGAAAGCCGGAGCCAAGUGCCUAGUCCACUGCAAGAUGGGCGUGAGCCGCUCGGCCUCCACGGUCAUCGCCUACGCCAUGAAGGAGUACGGCUGGGACCUGGAGCACGCUUUCGACUACGUGAAAGAGCGGCGCGCUGUCACCAAGCCCAACCCCUCCUUCAUGAAGCAGCUAGAGGAGUACCAGGGCAUCCUCUUGGCCAGCAAGCAACGGCACAACAAGCUGUGGCGUUCCCACUCGGACGGCGACCUGUCCGAACCACUGGUCAAAUCCCAGCACCACGCACUGGAUCACUCGGACCCCCUCAACAACAACGGCCCGGCCUCCCUGCAGCACUUCCUGGGCAUGGCCGUGCUACAGGCCCUGGGCGCCGAGCCGCAGCCCCAGCAGGAGCAACUCGCAGACAGGGACGGUGUCCGCACACGCAGCCCCUCGCCGCCCACAUCCAACGGCCUGUGCGACUCCGAGGAGCACCUGGCCACCUCCUCCUCCGUCUCCUCGUCCACCUCCCACCCAGUGUCCUCCUCCUCCGAGGACCCCUUUCUGCCGCCUCUCCCCCGGCCGCGGGCGGCCACUCUGGUGCCCAAGGCGCGGCUGGACGUGGCUGCGUUCAUCGUGGCCGAGGCGGUCCCGGCGGCGCGCCCCCACCCCCCUCCCUCGCUCCACCUCCUGCCCCAGUCAUCCUCCCCCGAGCCCCGGCCCGACAGCGCCGGCUCCGGCACCAUCCACCACCACCUCCCGACGUCGGCCGGCGCCACCAGCCCUGACCCAACAGAGCUGCCUCUGGACGAGGCCGACGAGGCCGACGGGAGCGUGAGUGUAAGCGUCAGCGAGGGCGCUGCCCAGUUAUCUUAUCAGGAAGAGCAGCAGCAGCAGCAGCUGGCCCAGGAGCCCAGCAUCACUGACAGCCUGCAGCUGUCUCUGGACACUCUUAGCGAGGGCGUUGGGGGGCCUGGACUGGCCUCCUCUGCCGCCGACACGCCCAUGGCACUCACCCCCCUCAGCCCCUCGGGCUCGGCCCUCUCGCUCUCGCUGGACCCUCACCAUGGCGACGAGGAUGAUGAUAACAACAACAACAAUAACAUCAGCAGCCACCUGCAACCUAGCGACAACACUGAGGAGGUUCUGUGUGGCAGCCUGCCCGAGAUGACCACCCACAGCGGGUCAUCCAGCCUCAGCACGGACAGCAUCGACUUCUUCAGUGCCCGGGAGAAGUUCCUGGGGCUGUCGCAGGACGGCAUCCCGACCCGGCCUGAGCCCUCCAGCUCCCCAAGGGCCGGUCAGUGCCGCUGGCCCAGCCAGGAACUGCCGCAACAGCCACAGGACGAGCAAGAGCAGGAGCACAACCCAGCUCCAUCAGACAACAGCCAGAGAAAGGGUUCUCCUCCGCCCGAAGAUGGCUGUAGCCCUGUCGGUGACCUCCACCCGGAUAACGGCGUGUCGGUCCGGCACAUGGUCACGGAGCUGGAGUCCAUCUCCCACAUCCACCUCCCCCACCAGCAGCAACCAGCACCACGCAACCCCCAGCAGCCACCCCUACACAGCCCUGACAGUGCCCCCGAGCUGCCCUCCACGCCCUCUCCACCUCCCCCUUCUCUCCAGCCUCCCUCCCCCACCACCCCCACGCGCAACUGGGCCACCGGAUCGGUGCGCCGCGUCCGCAAGCAGCUGGAGCAGAGGCUCCGUCAGCAGGAACUGGACUGUCCCGUGCCGGCCUGUGCUCCAGCACCCGUCCCUUCCUCUCCUCCUCCGACGUCCUGCUCCCCACAGCCCGCACCGUCGUCGUCGUCCUCCUCCUCCUCCUCCUCCUCCCUCGGGCCCGAGCACCGCACCGCCUCACCCCAGCCAGGCGCUGCCGCCCUGGACGAGGCCUGCACCGAGCCAGAGGAGGCCCACUGCAGCGACGCUGCGCCUGUGGAAGAGCAGGAUGAGAGACUCCCACUUGAUUUGGAGUCUGGUGCUCUCCCUGAGCCUCCCUUAAUGCCAUCCCCACCCCCACCACCACCACUAUCUUCCUUCCCUGCAUGCCCAGAGAGUGGCACCCACACCCACCUCCCCACACCCCCAGCCCCAGAGUCGUGCGUCCAGCACGGCCUGCUGUGGCUGGAGGGUGUGACGGAGAUGGAGACGGACACCGAUGGGCCGAGCUCGGUCCCAGCCCAGGCACCACGGCCGUACAGCCGUCUGGCGCGCAGCAGCGAGGACCUGGAGAAGAUCCAGCAGACGCUGCAGGAGCUGCAGGCGUUCCUGUACGAGGCCGGAGGGGCGCGGGGCCCCGAGGCGGAGCCCGGCCAGGGCUCCUCGGAGCAGGAAGAGGAGAGGCCGACGCAGCAGCAGGGAGAGGAGCUUGGCUCGGCGCCGACCAAGACGGACAGUCGCUCCUCGGAGGCCCGCGGGCCGGCCGUGUGGCAGCGCGCCAUGGAGAUCGAGGCGCGCAUCCGGCAGGCGGGCCUCACGCCGCCCUCGCUCAUGAAGCGCUCGGCCUCUCUGGCCAAGCUGGACUGCCUGGAGCUGUCCACCCAUGACCUCAGCAGCUGGGACUUCCACGCUGGCGCCUGCCCCGCCCCCUCCUCGGACUCUCAUCUGCAGCAGCAGCAGCAGCAGCAGCUGUCCCCCCAGGUGCCCUCGCUGUCCCUCUCCCCGUCGCCGGUCCACCCCGUGCACGACGACGCCUACAAGAAGCAGCGCGUGCUGCACCAAAGCCCCACCAGUAACCCCCGGCCUGGACUCUGCGUCCAGGAGGAUGUGGGCAGGACUGCCGUGAGCCCCUCUGGCCCUCCCUCCCCGCACCCCUGCUCACAGCACAGGUCCAAGGGCCGCCCCUCGGCUCCGGACCACGCCCACUCCCACCCGCAGCCCUCCCUGCACGGGAAGCCACACCCACUGCGGCGCCUGCGUAAGGCGGCGGAUAAAAAGCGGACAGUGACUGUGCUUUACAACACCAUGUGACCCUCACCUGAGGCCCCAGAGACUGCACUAGGGGCCUAGCUGUGUGUAGAGAUGUUUGUGUGUGUGUACAUGGGUUAUACAUGGGUUGUAUAUAUGCAAGUGUGUGUGCGUGGAUGGAUGGAUGUGUGUGUGAAAGUGUGGUGUCGGACUGUUUCAAAUUCAAUCUCUGGAUCAGUGUGGACUGUAGCUGUUUUUUUAUCUGAUUUUUUAUCUGGUUUUAUCAAUUUGUUAUUGUGUGUGUGUGUGUGUGUGUUGAACAGAAGGUGGUGUCCCAGUGAAAUGAAAAUGAGGCUGUUUUUAUCAUGCACUUUAUUCUUUCCUUUAGGUUUUUUUUUUUUUUUUUUUUUUUUUUUUUCAUUUUUGUUGUAUAGGUUAUGAAUAAAGUUUUAGUUAUUGCCUAA
Alosa sapidissima (American shad) is the source of this 5084-nucleotide messenger RNA. RefSeq names its product slingshot protein phosphatase 2a (gene ssh2a). The record is from RefSeq and is a predicted model, not a curated record. The coding region runs from base 565 to 4683 and encodes 1372 amino acids. Gene Ontology annotation, biological process: actin cytoskeleton organization; protein dephosphorylation; negative regulation of actin filament polymerization. Gene Ontology annotation, cellular component: cytoplasm. NCBI's taxonomy places the organism in Eukaryota, Metazoa, Chordata, Actinopteri, Clupeiformes, Clupeidae. The transcript has 14 exons. Gene Ontology annotation, molecular function: protein tyrosine/serine/threonine phosphatase activity; actin binding.